CAGUGAUUUGUAAUCAGUAGCCGCACUGAAGGCACGUUGUUCCUGCAGGAUGAAGUAAGACUCCACCGCGAUGGGUAACAACAAGAGCAAGGAGAACGAGGUCACUGACCUGCUGGAGACGCACACUGACCACACUGACUCCAUCAACUGCAUCUGUGUAGCUGACGACGAGUCAGUAAUAGUCACAGGCUCCGAGGAUAAGACUGCACGCUUGUGGACCACCAAGGACCCCAAGGGGUCAGAGUGUCUGGGGACCCUAAAAUCUCAUUACUCUUAUACCUCUCAAAUUGCUCUUAGUUUCUCAGCUGUUCUCUUGGGUCUCUCAUCACGUACUCUCUAUUACCGCCACUUACACAACUCCACAUCACUCUCAGCUUUCCCAUCACUCUCUGCCACACUCACUGACCCAUGUUUCUUGUUGUAUGGCCACAAGAAGACCGUACAUCCCCUUAUUUACAUCUCUGCGGAUGAGUCUAAGGGGGAGGAGGACCUGGUGAUCACUGGCAGCACUGACUCCACUGCCAAGCUCUGGACUCUUGAUAGUGGGACAUGCUUGAAGACAUACGCCAACCACAAGGGUCCCGUCAUGGUGAUGACAAAGACAAACUCAGGAAGAAUUCCUCUUCAACCAAACCGGGACAUUGCUACAGCCAAGCAACUCAAGGUGUACGAGAGCCACAACACAGAGAUCAUGUGUCUAUCGGUCGUGAACAAGCUGAUGUACUCGGGUGACUGCGCCGGCCUGUGGAACACAGCUGUGGGGUACGGUGAUGUACGAGGCUUCGAGGCUAAGACCAGCGCUCUGGUGAAGACUCUCACUACCAAGGACUCGACCCAAGUCAUCAACUGCAUGGCUAUCUGCAACGACAAGCUGUUCUCCUGCUCUCAGGACGGCAAAAUGAGAUACUGGGACAUCUCCAAUAUUGGAAUAGGUGGUGUCCAUUGGAGGUGGGAGAAACCGCUGGUGGGGCCACAGUGGGUACGUGACGUGUGUUCAUGUGUUCGACACUUACGUCUUCACUGGCUCCAGCGUCUGCCACCAUCAAGAAGUGGAACCAUGACCUCCAGCAUUGAAUUCACCUACGAAGAUCUCAUUACUCUUAGUCCUCUCAUUGCUCUUAGUUUCUCAGCUGUUCUCUUGGGUCUCUCAUCACGUACUCUCUAUUACCGCCACUUACACAACUCCACAUCACUCUCAGCUUUCCCAUCACUCUCUGCCACACUCACUGACCCAUGUUUCUUGUUGUAUGUAUGUUCACAGAACAACUCGAGAGUAGCCAACUGUGUCUGCCCCACAGGCCCAUAA
Molecule: messenger RNA, 1306 nt
Organism: Cherax quadricarinatus
Lineage: Eukaryota; Metazoa; Arthropoda; Malacostraca; Decapoda; Parastacidae
Source: RefSeq, a predicted model, not a curated record